Molecule: messenger RNA, 1056 nt
Organism: Penicillium daleae
Lineage: Eukaryota; Fungi; Ascomycota; Eurotiomycetes; Eurotiales; Aspergillaceae
Product: NAD(P)-binding protein
Exons: 3
Coding region: 1-1056 (351 amino acids)
Biological process (GO): NADPH regeneration
Cellular component (GO): cytoplasm
Molecular function (GO): oxidoreductase activity; nucleotide binding
Source: RefSeq, a predicted model, not a curated record
AUGUCUCGAUCAAAGCUUCGCGUCGGAAUUGCGGGCCUUGGCCGUAUGGGCAAGCGUCACGCCGUGAAUUUUCACCAGCUGACAGCCCGUGCGCAUGUAGUUGCUGCGUGUACACCGGAUGAGGAGGAACGCAAAUGGGCAGCCGAACAUCUCGAGGGGGUGAAGAUCUAUAGAGACUAUGACGAGAUGCUCAACGAAGAGUUGGAUGCUGUGGUAGUUGCUAGCAUAACUGCCGUACAUGCAGAGCAAGCAAUCAAGGCAAUCAACAAGGGCUAUCAUGUCCUCUGCGAAAAGCCUCUGAGCAUCGACAUUGAAAUUGCCCAAUCUGUUGUUGAUGCCUAUGAGAAAUCCCUACAGACUCAUCCUAGCCAAAAAGUCAUGUGUGGGUUCUCUCGUCGUUUCGAUGCUUCGUACCGUGAAGCCCAUGCAAGGAUCGCCAACAACGAAUUUGGUCUGCCUAUCAUCUUCCGCUCCCAAACUGCUGAUCUAUACGACUCAUCGGGGUUCUUCGUGGAAUAUGCCAAAACCAGUGGCGGAAUCUUCGUCGAUUGUUCUAUCCACGACAUUGAUCUCAUGUUGUGGUUCUUUGGAGAAGAUACCAAGAUCAAAAGUUUGCAAUCGGUGGGCGUCACUGCCGUUCACCCAGAUCUCCAGGCGAGCAAUGACCGAGAUAACGCACUCGCAACCGUUGAGUUCGAGGGUGGAAAGAUUGCUGCUCUGUACUGCUCUCGUAUGAUGGCGGCGGGACAGGAAGACAUUACUGAACUUAUUUGUGAGAGAGGCAUGGUGAAGGUCAAUUCACAGCCGAGGAAGAAUCAUGUUGAAAUCCAUGACUCACUUGGUGCUAGGCGUCAGCUUCCACAGCAUUACUAUGAGCGCUUCAGGGAAGCUUUUGUUACCGAGGCCCAUGAAUUCACUGAGUGCUGCUUAGAAAACACCACCCCGCCGAUUACCCUCCAAAGCUCAGUCAAGGCAGUCGCUAUUGGGCAGGCAUUGCAACGAAGUAUGAUCAGUGGUGAGAAGAUCUUCUUCGAUGAAAGGAGUGUCAAGAACUAG